UUGCAGGUGUGCACCACCGCGCCCGGUGCAAAAGACGUUUAAUAUAUAUAUGAAUUUCCACAUGGUAUCCCUAGGAAAACCGAGAGGUGUGACUCAGAGGCCUACGGCGCUACCCGCGGCCCCAGGCUGCCGCCGGGGUCCAAACCCCGCUCACGUGGAGGCGGCUGGGGACUGUGGGCCGGGCGUCCCUAGCCGGCAGGCUCGCUGACCCUCUCCCGCCGCCGCGGCUCGGCCGCACUUCCCGGAUCAGUGCCUGGCGGCCUCAAGGUAUCCCACCCUGCCAGAGAGCGUGAAUCUCGGCGCCAGCCCGCCCAGGCCACGCGGGGUCCGGGUCGCGUACCCGGCAACGGUUGCUAGGGGGCGGGGCUCAGCCGCCGAACCGGCUCGUGAAUCUUUGGGUCCGAAGAUGAGGCCCCGCCCCGUUGCCAUGGCUCCCGGGCCCGCAACCCCGCAGCGGAAAGAACACCCGGGAGUCAAGAGCGCGGCGGCAGAGGGGCCCAGGGCCGCGCCCCCAGGGCCGGGCACCCUGCCCACCCUUAAGCAGGUUGGAUGUGGAUGGACCCAGCCUGGGAUGGAUCCCAGGGGCCUCGGCCACACACAGCCAGUGUCCAUGUACGAGAGCUGAGUUGGCAGGGCCUGCACAACCCCUGCCCACAGAGCAGGUCCCUGGGCAGCCAUGGGGACAGCUGCAGGGAGCAACUGUUGGAGCAUCUGUCCCCUGCUCGACUGCGGGUCCUGGCCCAGGUGGACAACCUCCAGCUGGUGCGGGUGCUGGAAAUGUGUGUGGACACCCGUGAGAGCAGCCUGGGAAACUUCGGAGUCCACCUGCCCAACCUGGACCAGCUGAAGUUGAACGGCAGCCGCCUGAGCUCCCUCAGAGACCUCGGCACCUCUUUGAGCCACCUGCAGGUGCUGUGGCUAGCUCGCUGUGGCCUGACAGACCUGGAUGGCAUUGGGUCCUUCCCCGUGCUAAAGGAACUCUACGUCUCCUACAAUGACAUCUCGGACCUGAGCCCGCUGUGCCUGCUGGAGCAGCUGGAGGUGCUGGACCUGGAAGGCAACAGCGUGGAGGACCUGGGGCAGGUGUGCAGCCUGCGGCUGUGCCCGCAGCUCACCACACUCACCCUGGAGGGCAACCCGGUGUGCCUGCAGCCAGCCCCUGGACACUCCAACAAGGCACCCCAGGAUUACAACUACAGGGUGGAGGUGAGGAAGCUCAUCCCCCAGCUACAGGUGCUAGAUGAGGUGUCCACCAUGCACACUGACCUGCCUGCCACCCAGGAGCUGAGCCAGGACUGGCUCAUAGUGAAGGAGGCCAUCAAGGAAGGCCGAGUGCUGGACAGUUUCCUCCCCCGACAAGAUGUUUCCCAUGGAGCCAUUAUCCAGAGACUUGAUCCAGCAUUCUCCCUACCUGAGACCCAGCCCUGGGCCCUGUCCCUGCUGGUCCCUGGGGGCGUCCUGCCUGAACGCCUGCUUCCCAAGGACAUGGCCCCAGAAGACCACACCAGCAACCUCACUCAUGGUGCCGGCCAAGUCCUCUGCGGGAACCCCACCAAAGGCCUGUGGGAACGUAGGCGUCAGAACCAGGACUGGGCACCCUUGGAACAGCUACCUCCAUUCAAGUCACAUCUGGCCACCAGCCCCUCCACCCCAGGGCCUGGCCCUGCAGACACCUGUGACCUCCUAACCAUGGUGGGGCUUCAGGCCUGGAGGGAGCUUGGCCUGUGUCCCCGGCCCCACAGGCAGACGGAGUCCCAGCAGGAAGGGGCUCCAGCCCCCCAGGACCCAUGGAGGGCCCCUGAAGAGCAAGAGGACCAGAUUGGACCCAAGACUGUCCCUAGUCCCAUGAGCCUGGCCUCAGAGCAUUCCAGAACCGUGGGCUUUCACCUGAUCCCUUCUGCUCCCAAGUGCCCAAUGCCACCUGACUCUGGAAGCAGCUCCCCCAGGGGCUCUGCAGUCCUGUCUUUCAGAGGGCGAAGGCUCAGAGCACUGGACAGCCUGUGUGGGAGCCCUGGAGGUAACCUCAGGCCUCAGUGCUUGAGCCCAGGGGUACCCAGACCCAAAGCCAACAGGAGACCCAGCAGCCAGACAUCCAGGCCUCUGCUGCCUGCUCCACCUGAACUCUAUCACCCCCACCCACUCCCUCCCUUAGUGUAAGCCCCCACCAACUGCCAGGUUCACCGGGACUGGGGCCAAGGGGUGCCAGUGAGGUCAUGGGAGCCCCAGAAGGACUCUGUCUUCAYAGACCCUGGAGCAACUAGGCAGGUGUGGGGCUGGAGGGUGGGUUUGGCCCUGAAGAGGCCCCUUUUGGUGCAGAGGAACCUGAAGUUGGGACCAGUCAGCAGGUAUCAGAGGCCAGAACAGACAUUAGGUCCAGGUAGGGAGAGCCCAAGCUCCCCACCACUGCUCAGCUGCCCACCCUUCCAUGGGGCCUAGCCUUCCCAGGAGAAAUGGUCAAAGGGGCAGGCCUGGUAAGAGGCAGACUGGGCUCGGUGGCAGGACCUGGAGCUGGGCUCUCCAGGAGCCUCAGGGCUGCGAACCACUCUCUCCACUGAUGCAGCCCAGGGUCCUACCUGCUUGCCCUAGGCUGCCAUGGGCAAAGCCAGGCCUCCCAUCCCUGGUGGAUUUGUGGGGUUUCCCUUGAGAAGCUGGGAGGUGCAGGUCCCUCCUCUGGGGGCA
This is a messenger RNA of Urocitellus parryii (Arctic ground squirrel), 2679 nucleotides long. The record is from RefSeq and is a predicted model, not a curated record. Lineage: Eukaryota; Metazoa; Chordata; Mammalia; Rodentia; Sciuridae.